AUGGUUCAUCUAACGCUCGAAGGUGAGGGGGAUCCUGACUUACCUGACAAGCUUCCCCGUCUGCACAUGCGCAGGGAACGAGCUUUGGAAAAUCAUUCUACAAGUUGUAGGCUCGAGUCUCAAACAUCGUCGAGAAAGCUAGUGGACGGUCUGGCCAUCUCCAGCAUGAAGUGUGACCGCGCCGAUCUGCUCGUUGGGCCUGCUCCCUGGGCCCGCCCGCUGCGGAAGGUGGUGGCACUGGUGGUGGGAGAUGGGGUUGUGUUGCCAAAGGGCGUUCGAUGGUGUCACCUUUCGGGCACGAGAUGA
Molecule: messenger RNA, 306 nt
Organism: Paracoccidioides brasiliensis Pb18
Exons: 1
Coding region: 1-306 (101 amino acids)
Source: RefSeq, a predicted model, not a curated record